Molecule: messenger RNA, 1095 nt
Organism: Anopheles arabiensis
Lineage: Eukaryota; Metazoa; Arthropoda; Insecta; Diptera; Culicidae
Gene: TfIIFbeta
Product: general transcription factor IIF subunit 2
Exons: 1
Coding region: 140-958 (272 amino acids)
Biological process (GO): transcription by RNA polymerase II; transcription initiation at RNA polymerase II promoter
Cellular component (GO): transcription factor TFIIF complex
Source: RefSeq, a predicted model, not a curated record
CGACGUACCACAGAAGCAAGCAAAAGGUGAAGACGCGCGCGGUACCUCAGAGAACGCAGAUACGUUUUCCACACAGUUUGUUUUUCCCCCGAGGGUUUCCCAUUGUUUUCCGCACGCUUGUCCGCACCCGGCAGUCCCAAUGUCUAAGGAAGCGGAAGCGAUUCGCGUCGACAAGGAGCUCGACCUGUCGAACGCGGGUCGCGGUGUAUGGCUCGUGAAGGUACCGAAGUACAUUGCCAACAAGUGGGAAAAGGCACCGGGCAACAUCGAGGUGGGCAAGCUCAAGAUUUCCAAACAGGUCGGCCAGAAGGCGCAGGUGUCGCUGACGCUGUCCGACGCGGUCAUCAACAUCGAUCCGGCCGAGGAGAUACCGCGCGACCACCGGCUGGACGUGUCGGUCGUGACCAAGCAGACGCUCGGCGUGUUUUCGCACGCCGUUACGACCACGCGGGACGAUCCGGUGCCGGAGUGCGAGAAGCAGUACAUGGAGGGCCGGAUCGUGCAGAAGCUGGAGUGUCGCCCGUACGCCGACCACUGCUACAUGAAGAUGAAGCUGGAAUCGAUCCGCAAAGCGUCCCAGCCGGCACGGCAGGUGAAGUCGCUGGAGAAGAUCGUGCACAACUACAAGCCCGUCUCCGACCACAAGCACAACAUCGAGGACCGGGAGCGCAAGAAGGCGGAGGGCAAGAAGAGCCGGGACGACAAGAACGCCGUGCUCGACAUGCUGUUCAACGCGUUCGAGAAGCACCAGUAUUACAACAUUAAGGAUCUGGUGCGCAUUACGCGGCAACCGAUCAGCUACCUGAAGGAGAUACUGAAGGAGGUGUGCGACUACAACAUGAAAAACCCGCACAAAAACAUGUGGGAGCUGAAGAAGGAGUACCGGCACUACAAGGAGGACGACAAGAAGGACGACGACACGACCAAGGACACGAUGUCGGACAGUGAUAGCGACUGAGGUGGAUGUGAUAUGGCGCUUUCCGUCUGGCGUUUACGCGGGUACGCGGCCGGACAAGCUGCUGCGAACUGAUUCACGAUGUUUAUUCACGCGGUUAUUUAACAUAAAUACACAAACAAAAUGGGGCUAAAAAAGAA